Molecule: messenger RNA, 3035 nt
Organism: Oncorhynchus mykiss (rainbow trout)
Lineage: Eukaryota; Metazoa; Chordata; Actinopteri; Salmoniformes; Salmonidae
Source: RefSeq, a predicted model, not a curated record
UCAAUACAAAUUCUGCCCCUCACCUAAACUUCACAAUUUGCCGGAAUCGGUAGGCUACUAUCUCCAACAGUAGUCUAUUUUUACAGUUACUUUUCAUUUUUAAUAAUUUAAUCUCAAUGGAUCGAUACAUAUUUAUCAUUGUGUUAUUAGCGUGUGUUCUGCGGGCCGUGAGGUGCUACAGCUCCGGAAAGGUGACUGGGGCAUGUGACAAUAUGACACCGCAACACAAAAAAGUCGCACAGCAAAGCCCCGCUCCAUUCUCUGUCACCACUGACCGGUUCAGCUUUAAGGAGGGCGAUGAAAUCAUAGUCAGGCUCCUGGCAGCUUCCACUCCAUUCACUGGGUUUAUGUUACAAGCCAGAGAGGUUGGAGGAAGCAGUCCUCUGGGAUCCUUCACUGUAACAAGUGGAGAGGCCCAGCCACUCACCUGCAACGGACUACCUAAUUCUGCAAUUUCUCACACAUCAAAUUCACCUAAAUCCUCCAUCCAGGGAAUAUGGAGGGCCCCCACAUCAGGCAACCUCAACUCCAUCCAAUUCAGUGCCUCCUUUGUAAAAGAUUACUCCACCUUCUGGGUUGGAGUGAGAAGUUCUCCAGUCACAUACAACAUCGCUGCUGCACCCCCAGCUAGCAGCACAUCCGUUACCUCUACUGCCUCCUCAUCCUCAGAAGUUUCCAACUCCAGCACUGGAUGUGACAGCACUAAGGUCUGUUUCAGCCAACCUCUGAACUGUGAUCCUGGGGUCAGCCCAGACUGUUACUUCCUGUCUGCUAUGACCUCUCUCGGUGACACAGCCGUCCAGCUGGAGAUGACCGGCCCUUCAGAUGGCUACAUCGCCAUUGGCUUCUCAGAUGACCAGAGGAUGGGAAAUGAUGACAUCUAUAUUUGUGGACGGGACAGUGGCGGACUCAUCCAAUUGCAACACGCCUUUUCAACAGGAAGGAAGAUACCAGAGAUACUUCCUCUGGGAAAUGUUUCUGAUGUUAAAUCCUCAGUGAAUAAUAGUAUCAUUAGCUGUUCCUUCACGACUAGGAACCCCAUUUCAACUCAGCGAUCCGGAGGGUCCAGUUCCCUCUACUAUCUCAUGAUCGUUCACGGGCCCUCCAAUAAUGGGAUAAUCGGCCCUCAUACUGGCACCUUCAUCAGUGACACUAAAGUGGAUAUUUCAAGUCCUCAAAUUGUUACAAGUGAAAAAGAGCCACCUAUUAUUAAAGCACAUGGUUCCCUGAUGUUGAUAGCGUGGAUGACCACGGGUAGUUUGGGAAUGAUCAUAGCCAGGUAUCUGAAAGGUGUGGCCAAGGGGAAACAUUAUUUUGGGAAAGAUGUUUGGUUUCUGGUGAGUUUCUAUAAUACUGUCCCUAAUAUGUUAGUGUAGCAACAUUUGAUUGUACUUGAAAUGUUUUCACUGCUAUCGAAUCGGUGCAUUUCUACAUAUAGAUAGAUUGGGAGAGUGUGUCAAUCAGGCGGUCACUUGUGUUUGCCAGGAAGCUAUGCUGUUAAUUAAGCAAGCAGACUGAUGUCCGUCACGUUUCUAGUUUCGAGUUUUAUUCGUCGUAUGUAUGGGAUACACGUGGUAUACACUGUCCAACAAAAUGCUUACUUGCAGGUUCCUUCUCGACAAUGCAACCACAAAGAAAAAAAUAGAAGAAUAUGAACAUAAACAUUAGCACGUCUAGAUGACUUUAUUAGGUGGAAUGUUUUUAGUACUAAAUAAUAAUGCCACAUAAUCUGUACUCUUGGCUUGCAUGUUCCUCGGGUGCACGUGUUUCUUAUGACACUCACUGUUGCCGCCACCAUCAUUGCCUUCAUUUUGGCCUUCUCAGAAGUUGGAGGCUGGAGUGGGGGAGCCCAUCCUGUGUUGGGCUGUAUCGUUAUGAUCCUGGCCUUCUUCCAGCCUAUCGCUGCCAUGUUCCGAUGUGGACCUCAUCAUCACUGGCGAUUCUUAUUCAAUUGGUCGCAUGCUUUGAAUGCAGUGGCAAUAAAAGGUUUAGCUGUGGCAGCCAUCUUCACUGGGCUGUCGUAUUUUAGCACCUCUGAGGAUAGUUGGCUUCUGAAGGUGAUGGGUGGGUUUGUUGGAUGGGAGGCAACGAUGUACAUCCUGCUAGAAUUCCACAUGCGCUGGAAGCGCAAUGAUCAUGCAGAGAGUGCUUCUGAAUCGACAAGCAUGGAGUUGGUACUGCUGGUCUUGUUUUUCCUUGGAAAUAUAGCCUUUUUGGUGGCACUACUUGUUGGAAUUGGCUCAACUUGAAGAUCUGCUGAGCAAUGGACUGAGAUCGGAACGUUGUGAUACAGUAUAUCUAUAAAAUAGCUCAAUGUACAGUAUAUUUUAAAUAAUUGUAUAUUUGUUUGUUGUCAAAUGUUUUAAAGUAACUGUCCAUUGAUUGAGGAUCGAAUGUGAUCAGAUUGUCAAUUUAUACAGUAUCCCUCCAUCUAACUAUGAUAGACUUUCCACGAGGACGGGCAUAUUGGAAAUUUAACCAGGGUUUAUUGACUGACAGUACUUUCUUAACAAAAAGUAAGGAAUUCUUAACAGACUUUCUUGCACAAUACAGGUUCAGUGGACACAAUUAUUGUACUGGAUGGUUUUAAAUGUACCUUUAGGGGCCAUUCAAUUAAAUUGUCAUCCCAAAAAUGGUAUCGGUCAACAGAGAAAAGAAUUUCAAUAGAAACAGAACAUUUAACAUUACACAAUGGUGUUGAAUGUACUUCAUAAUCACUGAAUAAUCUAGACACUUAACAAAAGGAGAUUGAGGAAUUUAUUCAUGAAAGACAGCGUUAAAAAAAUACAAUUACCAGAGCAAAUUCAAUAUAGAAACCCGACCAAAAAGAACCUACAGACAAAGUUACAAACGAUGGAGAAAUCCUUCACACCAAAGGAGAUUCUGAAUGAGGAAGGUCCUCCAACUUCAUUUGAUGAGUUUUGUGAUAUACAGUACCAGUCAAAAGUUUGGACACACCUACUCUUUAUUUGUACUAUUUUGUACCUUGUAGAAUAAUAGUGAAGACAUCACAACUAUGAAAUAACACAUGUUGA